UUUGGACUGGACACAUGUAGAAGCUGAGCGAGCAAGCUGAUGGUGCUCUCUGAAUUUGGCUCGAGCCUUUUUUAUCCAGAGAGCACCAUGGCCAGGCUCUGCAAAGUAUUGCUUCUUUUUGGGACAGUCAGCGACGUCUAUCAGCGCCGACUCUGGACGGGUGUGUCCCGUCGAGUUUUCACGCGUGAGAACAAGGUGACCCUGAGACGAUACAAGGUGACCCUGCAAUCGGAUGAGGAAAGUGUGAGUUUCGAGUGUGCUGCUGAUGAAUACGUCUUAGCGCAGGCAGAAGAGCAGGGCAUUGAAAUGCCUAGCUUGUGUCGUUAUGGGAACUGUGCAGCAUGUAUUGGAAAGCUUCUGUCCGGUCACAUGGAUCAGAGUGAGCAAGUGUAUUUGACUGAAGAAGAGUUGGAGGAGGGCUAUUGCAUCACAUGUGUUGGAUAUCCCGCCUCAGAUGUGACGAUCAAAACUGGUUGCAGGGACGAAGUGAUUGAGAGCAAAUGCUGUUUCAGCACACCGUUGUGUGCUUGGUGUCCAUAUCAAGGCAUGGAGGGGGAGCGACCCCAAAAAAGCGGACGCCCUGGGGUUGGCUGAGCGAAAGGAGCGAAAAAGCGGGACGGAGGUCAAUUUGUUGGCGGCUCCGGCCGCGCAUUGUUGUGCCAUGGUGAUGAAAGAUGC
Messenger RNA from Durusdinium trenchii, 678 nucleotides. The record is from the annotation of a GenBank genome assembly. NCBI's taxonomy places the organism in Eukaryota, Dinophyceae, Suessiales, Symbiodiniaceae.